Dunckerocampus dactyliophorus (ringed pipefish) is the source of this 4917-nucleotide messenger RNA. RefSeq names its product tyrosine-protein kinase Fyn. NCBI's taxonomy places the organism in Eukaryota, Metazoa, Chordata, Actinopteri, Syngnathiformes, Syngnathidae. The coding region runs from base 2367 to 3698 and encodes 443 amino acids. Gene Ontology annotation, cellular component: extrinsic component of cytoplasmic side of plasma membrane. Gene Ontology annotation, biological process: cell differentiation; protein phosphorylation; T cell receptor signaling pathway. The transcript has 10 exons. The record is from RefSeq and is a predicted model, not a curated record. Gene Ontology annotation, molecular function: ATP binding; signaling receptor binding; non-membrane spanning protein tyrosine kinase activity.
UUUAUGACUACGAGGCACGGACGGAAGAUGACCUCAGCUUCAGGAAAGGAGAAAGGUUCCAGAUUAUCAACAGCACACCUUGGUUGCUGAAGGCCUCAGACGGAGGAGGAAAAGACUAUCAUCAGAGCUCAGACUGUCUCCUUCAUUUGUUCUCCUUUCCCUUUGUUUUCCUCGUCAGCAGAGCCCACACAGAACUCACAUUCAACCUUUCUCUCCUCUCUCUAUGCUCUACUGUAGUCAGCCACACUGGCCCCUGUUGGACAAACACAGAACAGUUUCAUGAAUCCGCUCACAUGGUGAAGUGGAUGAAUGUUGGAGUGAUUCAUAUUCGUCACAGAUGUCCUGUGUUUGAUUAUUCUGUCAUCACGAGACACCACAGGAAGAAUCGACUCAAAGAGAUCGGUGACUUUCAAGGGUUUGAGACUACAGUAUCCCUGCCGCCUCUGUUUGUGUGUACGCAGACACUCUGGCACUUUACACCACACAAACACAUCCUGAGCCUUCCUUCAUGAACACAAAGAAAGCAGGCUUGCUUUCAAGCCAGUGGACAAUCCGGAUCCGUGUCUCGGGGGCAGCAGUCUCAUGAGCCCAGACUUCCCGGUCUCCAGCCAUCUCUUCCAGUUCCAACGGUUUGGGACACAGAGCGUUCCCAGGUCAGCAGUGAAACAUAAUCAGUCCAGCGUGUCCUAGGUCUGCCCUGAGGCCGCCACCUGGUCGGGCAUACCCAGAACACCUCACCAGGGAGGCAGCGAGGAGGCAUCCAGACUCGAUCCCGAGCCACCUCAACUGGCUCUUCUACUCUGAUCUCCUCCCAGAUGCCCGAGUCCCACCCCCAACGAUCUUGAUCUUUCAGUCACUACCCAAAGCUUGUGACCAUAGGUGAAGGUAGCAACGUGCUACAGAUCGACUGGUAAAUCGAGAGCCUGGACUGCCGACUCAGCUGUCUCUUCACCACGACGGUCUGGUACAGCCACCGCAUUACUGCAGACGCUGCGCCGAUCCGCCUGCGGAUGUCACGCUCACUGGAGAACAAAACCCUUUUUUUUUAAUUGCAUAAGCUUCCUGAUAAAGGCAUAGGGCUAAUUUGUGUGCUUCAUGGAUACAUAACCGGGACUUGCUGAUCAAAUACUUAUUUCAAAAGAAUUUAUAACCUUUUAUUAAAAAAAAUUUCUGGAUUUCUUUCUUAAUACUCCGUCUCUCUCUGUUGAAUUAAAGUGACCGUAAAGAUUGCCUCUUUGUAAGGGGAUAAACUCACCAAAUCAGCAGGAGAUCAAAUGCGUAUUUCCCUGUCAGUGUGUCAGAACGCGUGAUGGAAGAACGAUGAGCGAUAAAUAAACAAGUUGUCCUAACUACAUAGAAAAGGUGGAGGCUGGAGAGUGUGAGAGUGCGGGUGUAAUUAUUACGCUGUCUAGCCAAGAUAAAAUAUUAAAAUUACUUUAUUUUGAUGAAGGGAUGGCCAAUUUAAAAUGAACUAAGAAUCAAGUUAAUCAAGUUCCAAACGUAAUUAAGAUGUUUUUAUUCACUUUUUUGUCUCUCCUGCGAGGUUCUGCUUUCUAAAAAAAAAUAAUACUGUUCAAAGUAAAGUAUUUUUGAGUUCCUGCUAAACUCACUUUGUGGAAAAAAUACAGGGAUAUAUAUCAUAUAUCGAUAUUCAAGAUAAAUAUAUCGGUAUAUGAGUUUUGGUCGACCCACCCUAAUAGGGGCCCUGUAGAGCGCUAUAUAUUUUGUAUUUAAUGACUCUUUAUGCAAAGUUCGUCAGUUGUUUACUCCUGUAUGCGAACAUGUUAAACACGGGGAGUGACCAGACUAUCAGGAGUUGCUGACGCCCAAAGCAACUCCAUGUAGACAUGCCGAAUUGCGUAUAAACGUGGUGUUCUUGAAUGCAACUUUGUUAAGCAUGUUCGAGAUAAAGUAAGGCAUUAACUUAAUUAACAUUCACUUCUCAAUUAUCUUUGCCCUUCAAUCAUUUUUUUUUUUUUUUUUAUGGUUUGUGAUCAUCACCAUGCACAUCGUACACAUCCAGAUCCUGGUAAACAGUUACCAUUUUCUCGACCAAUAUGAAGCUGUUUUUAAUCUGAAGCGGGCCACCUCUGCAUCUGGUCUUCAUGUUAAGCUCAGCUAACCAUAGUCAGACUGUAAUUUGGCUUGAGACAAAAAUGGACCCGGGGCAAAGAGACACACAGGGCUGCGGUAAACAAAAACGUACAACAGACUCCAAUUACUAUGCAAAAAUCCUGAAACCAACACAACAAGGAAGAAUGCGAAAGUACUGUGGUAUGCACGGGAGGGGGUAAAAAAAAGACAAUGUGUGGGACUCCGAGACCAAAGACACCCCAAAGUAUAAAUCAGGGGAAGUAUGCCAGUUCAUGAAGAGUGAAGUGUAUCGCAAGCUUUUCUUGAUCUUAUUUUGGACCUCUGUCUUUUCCAGUGAAGGGGACUGGUGGGACGCACGCUCGCUCACCACCGGUGGGAGUGGUUAUAUUCCCAGUAAUUACGUGGCUCCGGUGGAUUCCAUCCAGGCUGAGGACUGGUACUUUGGUAAACUGGGCCGAAAGGAGGCCGAGAGACAGUUAUUGUCCACCGGGAACCCACGGGGUACUUACCUCAUUCGGGAGAGUGAAACUACAAAGGGUGCCUUCUCCUUGUCCAUACGGGACUGGGAUGAUGUGAAAGGCGACCACGUCAAACAUUACAAGAUCCGCAAACUGGACAGCGGCGGCUACUACAUCACCACCAGGGCUCAGUUUGACUCGCUACAGCAGCUGGUUCAGCACUAUUCAGACCGAGCCGCCGGGCUCUGCUGCCGUUUGGUGGUUCCCUGCCACAAGGGGAUGCCCCGCCUCGCUGACCUGUCAGUCAAAACCAAAGACGUGUGGGAGAUCCCGCGGGAGUCACUGCAGCUGAUAAAGCGUCUUGGGAAUGGGCAGUUUGGGGAAGUGUGGAUGGGCACGUGGAACGGCACCACCAAGGUGGCAGUGAAGACUCUGAAGCCCGGCACCAUGUCCCCUGAGUCCUUCCUGGAGGAGGCUCAGAUCAUGAAGAAACUCCGCCAUGACAAGCUGGUGCAGCUUUACGCUGUUGUGUCCGAAGAGCCCAUUUACAUCGUCACAGAGUACAUGGGCAAAGGAAGCUUACUGGACUUCUUGAAGGACGGAGAAGGACGAGGGUUGAAACUGCCCAACCUCGUAGACAUGGCAGCUCAGGUGGCGGCAGGUAUGGCUUACAUCGAGAGGAUGAACUACAUCCACAGAGACCUGCGCUCCGCCAACAUCCUGGUCGGAGAUAACCUGGUGUGUAAGAUCGCUGACUUCGGCUUGGCCCGACUCAUCGAAGACAACGAGUACACGGCUCGACAAGGUGCAAAGUUUCCCAUCAAGUGGACCGCCCCGGAGGCUGCGCUGUACGGGAAGUUCACCAUCAAGUCGGACGUUUGGUCCUUCGGCAUCUUGCUGACAGAGCUGGUCACCAAGGGUCGAGUGCCUUACCCAGGCAUGAACAACCGCGAGGUUCUGGAGCAGGUGGAUCGAGGCUACAGGAUGCCGUGCCCCCAGGACUGUCCCAUUUCCCUGCAUGAGCUGAUGCUUCAGUGCUGGAAGAAAGACGCGGAGGAGCGACCCACCUUCGAGUACCUGCAGGCCUUCUUGGAGGACUACUUCACAGCCACUGAGCCUCAGUACCAGCCUGGAGACAACCUCUGAACCUUCCCCUCUGCUUCUCAUGGCCAACUCUGGUCUGGAGCUUGGACACCAAACUCUAUACUUCCUGGACUCGCCUCUGUUUUGGUUUUUUUUGGGGCAUCUGUAAAGCUUCCUCAGCUCAACCCGACCAUAUCAGUUCCUAUAAGCACUGGUGCGGGGGGGGUCCAGACUUCACUGAAAAACAGAAACAUUGAAGGCUCAAAAAUCAAUUCCAUUUUUAAUUUUGCCUGUAGAAUAUGUCGUGAGCCAAUGAAAAAACACACUGUGGGCCGAAUAUAACUCCCGAGCCGGACUUUGGACGUCCCUACCCUAUGCCGUGGUAAGAGAGGUAUAUUUGGAGGCGGGGUUGUGUUGUUAUAAUGCAAUGCCAUACCUCUCGUCAGUGUGGUUUUUUUUUAAAGCUUGUUUUAGUUUGUAUGUCUGCUUCAGUUCAAGAUGACGAGAAGGAGAAAAGAAGCAUUUGGGCAGUAGGUGUGUUAUUCCUACAGACUCCCACCAUCCUCCAUCAGAUCCUACCUGCCUACGUCGUCUCCACCCCUCUGUUUUCUUUCCCUUUCCUCAGCGCUCUGGUCGUCUUGGCGCCUUGCUGUCUGUAUGAAAUAAGACCAUACAUCAAGUUUUGUAAAUGAAAGAUGAGCGUGUACAGAUUGCAAACUUGUAAGAUUUGGAGAAAUUGUUUUGCCUGGGGAAUGAAAGGAGUCACCGUACCUGAUGUCGUCCUACGCUGGCCUCCACUCAAAUAGACGCCUUAUUUUUCCAUGCAUCAAAUAGAAGUGGCCAGUGUGAGGCGGUUACGCUUUUCAUUCCCCCGGAAGUAAGGUUGACGUCAGCGGACAAUCGGUCGACGUCGGCGUGUGGCUUCACCGCAACAAAAGCAUUUCUACAAAUAAAAGCCUCCUCUCGAAUAGAUGCCUCCUUCAAAUAAAUGUGUGGUACUUUGGUAGUUUUACAUAUCAUGCACAUGUCAUCAUUCCAGGGCUUCCAGUAGGGGUGGCCGAUACUGCAAAUAGUAUUGAUCUGAUACCAAGCGUAUAGAGGGCCAGUGUUGCUGAGAGCGCUACUUUUUACUUGUAGUUUUUCAAAAUAAUUGAAUGAUUUUGUGAUUUUUUUUUUUCGCAUCAUCUGGGAAAAUAUGCCAAAUUCUUAUGUCCCACAAGAAUUUCCACCAGGAAAACGGGAGGAUAGACAGUUUUGUCAAGAAACCUACAAACCUACAACA